GAACUCGAAGUCUUUUUUUGAGUUAGAAGACUACCGUCGUCAUGGGCGGAAGUGCUGUACCCCGCCCAGUUCGUACCUUAUGCGACGUUUUGGAGCAGAUUCUCUACCUCGGUGAUUCGCUCACCAGUCUGCGUGGGUAUUUACACCCGUGGUACACCCGUGGUGUAGCUACAACAAGGCGCAACCAUGGACCUUGUGGAUCUUGCUAUGCAAGGGCUCUCUGUCUUUGGAUUCAUUCUUUUUCUCGUACUCUGGUUUAUGCAUUUCAUGUCCAUCAUCUAUGUCCGACUCUGCCUCAACAGGAAGAGCGGUGACAAGCAGCCCUACAGUAAGCUGGCAGGGGUCUCUCUACUGAAGCCUCUGAAAGGAGUAGAUCCUAACCUCAUCAAUAACCUGGAGACCUUCUUUGAACUCGACUACCCCACGUAUGAGAUCCUGUUGUGUGUACAGGACCAUGAUGACCCAGCCGUUGAUGUGUGUAAAAAGCUCCUGGGAAAAUAUCCCAACGUAGAUGCUAGGUUGUUUGUAGGAGGGAAGAAGGUUGGCAUCAACCCCAAGAUUAAUAACCUGAUGCCAGGUUAUGAGGGGGCAAAGCAUGACCUGGUGUGGAUCUGCGACAGCGGAAUACGAGUGAAACCCGACACCCUGACGGAUAUGGCCUAUCAGAUGACGGAGAAGGUGGGGUUAGUCCAUGGCCUUCCCUACGUGGCCGACAGACAGGGCUUCGCUGCUACACUAGAACAGGUGUAUUUUGGCACCUCCCACCCGCGCUCCUACAUCUCAGCCAACGUGACGGGUAUUAAGUGUGUGACCGGGAUGUCCUGUCUGAUGAGGAAAGAUAUCCUGGACCAGGCUGGAGGGCUGAUCGCCUUCGCUCAAUACAUCGCUGAGGACUACUUCAUGGCGAAGGCUAUCGCUGACAGGGGAUGGAAGUUCUCCAUGGCAACACAGGUAGCCAUGCAGAACUCUGGGUCCUAUUCGAUUGCUCAGUUCCAGUCCCGCAUGAUCAGAUGGGCCAAGCUUCGUAUCAACAUGCUCCCCGCCACCAUCUGUGAGCCCAUCUCGGAGUGUUUCCUAGCCAGCCUGAUCAUUGGCUGGGCGGCGCAUCACGUAUUCCACUGGGAUAUUAUGGUCUUCUUCAUGUGCCACUGUCUGGCGUGGUUCAUCUCUGAUUACAUCCAGCUCCGAGGAGUCCAGGGCGGUGCGCCGGCCUUCUCCAAACUGGACUACGCCGUAGCCUGGUUCAUCAGAGAGUCCAUGACCAUCCAGAUCUUCCUGUCGGCCCUGUGGGACCCCACCAUCAGCUGGAGGACGGGGCGCUACAGGUUACGAUGUGGGGGUACGGCCGACGAGAUCCUGGACGUAUAGCUGUACUGCAUGAGUCCCACCUACAGGGACAAUACCCGGGGUCCAAUCACCCCCAGGGGCCAGAGACAAUACCCUGGGUCCAAUCACCCCCAGGGGCCAGAGACAAUACCCUGGGUCCAAUCACCCCCCAGGGGUCAGAGACAAUACCCUGGGUCCAAUCACCCCCAGGGGCCAGAGACAAUACCCUGGGUCCAAUCACCCCCAGGGGCCAGAGACAAUACCCUGGGUCCAAUCACCCCCCAGGGGCCAGAGACAAUACCCUGGGUCCAAUCACCCCCCAGGGGCCAGAGACAAUACCCUGGGUCCAAUCACCCCCAGGGGCCAGAGACAAUACCCUGGGUCCAAUCACCCCCAGGGACCAGAGACAAUACCCUGGGUCCAAUCACCCCCAGGGGCCAGAGACAAUACCCUGGGUCCAAUCACCCCCAGGGGCCAGAGACAAUACCCUGGGUCCAAUCACCCCCAGGGGCCAGAGACAAUACCCAGACACAGACUGAGACCCGUGUCCCGGAUGGUACCCUACAUAGUGCACUUUCUGACCUGGGCCCACACUUGCCCAUACUUUCUGCUCUGCUCAACAGUAGUGGACUAUAAGAGCCGUAGGUUACCAUUCGGGACGCGGACAAAGAGAUGGUAACGUUAAGAAGAAAGAAACAGCUUUGGAAUCAUCCAAAGCUUUUGGCUGUUUUUAACCUGCUUGUUAAAUGUUUUCAUUCUUUAUGUUACUGUUGCUUGUCUUUCCUGUUUUUUUAUUUAAAACUCUUGCUUGGACGAUUCUCCAAUAGGGAGACCGGGUUGUGGGCUGUGUCCGGCCUGUGUCCCAAAUGCACCCUAUUCCCUAUGUAGUGCACUACUUUUGACCAGAGCCCAAUGGGCCCUAUAAAGGGAAUAGGGUGCCAUUUGCAAAUAGCGUGACUCUCUUCAGCCAGGCUUUGGGGGUAAGAUGUACACUUCUUACUGUAAGUUUCACUGGGCUAUCAUUAAUAUGUUGGUACAAUAUCGCUAAGUCUCAAGCAGCACUAACUAGAAUAAAAUCAUUCUCCACUCACUUUAAAAAUAUAUAUUUUUUAAAUAUGAGAACUACAAUUUAUGAAUUCCCUUUGCUCCAUUUUUUUUGUUGUUGUUGCCUGGUCAGAUUUAUUUUCAAGCCAUGUGCUGGUACUCUGAUCUGUAGUUAUCUGAGCCGACAAGAUCACAGCUGUACUUUCCUCAUCAGGAGUUUCCUGCUUCGCUAGCUGGAGAGUUACUUCCUGGUUGUGCAAGGUUUUUAUUACAACCCAGCACUAACACACUUUGGGUCUGGACCAUUUGAUUAGCUGAUUGGGUGUGUUUUUAGUGCAGGGUUGGAACAAAAGCCCGACCCUACAGUAUGACGCUCCGUUCCACCUUCACUCCUGUGAAGUUCCCCUGUCUGGUCUGUCAGUGUGCUGUCAUUUAAACACAACAAGACAGGCAGCAAUAUAAAGUUUAGGCAGAAACCAUUUUGGGGGGUUUAAAAGUGUGUUUUUUUUGGUGAGGAGAAUUUUUUUCCCAUACGUUUCUAUCUUCUGCCUCCAUUUCAUUCGUGUCACAUUGUGUAGUGUGGAAGUUCUAUAGCUGUAGGGUGUGCGUCCACAAUGGUACCCUAUUCCCUAUCAUUUACUGCUUUUGACCUGGUCCCAUGUAGCUCUGUAGUGCACUAUGUAUUGUGAACAGGGUUCCAUUUGUGACACAACCCUAGGUCUUUUAUCGUGUGACUGUAUACAUAAUAUGACUACUGUGCUACCAGGCUUAGACUCUGGGGUUGGAUGGCAAACCUAUACAUACGAGAGAAUACCUUUUUAAGGUGAAUACUUUUUAUAUCUAUAUUAUGUAUAUCUCUCCCUCGCUCCCUCUCUCUCACUGCCCAUGUAGCCUCCCUCUCUCUCUCUCUCUCUCUCUCCCUCUCUCUCUCUCUCCCUCUCUCUCUCCCUCUCCCUCUCCCUCUCCCUCUCUCUCCCUCUCUCUCUCUCUUUCUCUCCCUUCCUCUCUCUCUCUCACUGCCCAUGUAGCCUCCCUGCCUCCCUCUCUGACUCUCACGUAGCCUCCCUGCCUCUCUCUCACUCUCACGUAGCCUCCCUGCCUCUCUCUCACUCUCACGUAGCCUCCCUGCCUCUCUCUCACUCUCACGUAGCCUCCCUGCCUUUCUCUCUCACUCUCAUGUAGCCUCCCUGCCUUUCUCUCUCACUCUCACGUAGCCUCCCUGCCUCUCUCUCUCUCACGUAGCCUCCCUGUCUCACUCUCACGUAGCCUCCCUGCCUCUCUCUCACUCUCACGUAGCCUCCCUGUCUCACUCUCACGUAGCCUCCCUGCCUCUCUCUCACUCUCACGUAGCCUCCCUGCCUCUCUCUCUCUCACGUAGCCUCCCUGCCUCUCUCUCACUCUCACGUAGCCUCCCUGCCUCUCUCUCACGUAGCCUCCCUGUCUCACUCUCACGUAGCCUCCCUGCCUCUCUCUCACUCUCACGUAGCCUCCCUGUCUCACUCUCACGUAGCCUCCCUGCCUCUCUCUCUCUCACGUAGCCUCCCUGCCUUUCUCUCUCACUCUCACGUAGCCUCCCUGCCUCUCUCUCACUCUCACGUAGCCUCCCUGUCUCACUCUCACGUAGCCUCCCUGCCUCUCUCUCACUCUCACGUAGCCUCCCUGCCUCUCUCUCUCUCACGUAGCCUCCCUGCCUUUCUCUCUCACUCUCACGUAGCCUCCCUGCCUUUCUCUCUCACUCUCACGUAGCCUCCCUGCCUUUCUCUCUCACUCUCACGUAGCCUCCCUGCCUCUCCCUCUCUCCCUCCCUCCCCAGGCUGUCUGGACAUAGAGCAGUAUUGUGAAGUCAGAUAAUCAGCUGCUAUUCAUUAUUCUAUGAGAUGAAUCAGUAGAGCGUUAACAUGUUGAGCUCAGAAAGUCCCUGGAUGUGUCCCAAAUUGGACCAGAGCCCUGGUCAAAAGUAAUGCACUAAAUAGGGGAUAGGGUGCAAUUUGGGACAUAGACCCAAUGGUGAGCCAGAUAAUCCUAAUCAGGUCUGGGGGGAGAGAGGACAUGAGGAAUAUACAGACGGGUCUAAUGACUAUAUACAGACAGACAGACGGGUCUAAUGACUAUAUACAGACAGACAGACGGGUCUAAUGACUAUAUACAGACAGGUCUAAUGAGAAGGUUCUGGGUGCCUCCCACUCCCAAAACAAAAUGGCAACUUUGAUUUAGUUACCUCAGCAAGAGGUUUUCCCGCUGGCUAAAAGUGUAGUGAACAAAGUAACCCUGUGCCACAACCAUGCACCAUAUUUACAAUGACCCGGCUGACUACAUUAUCAGCACAGUGAUUGUGACCUGUCGACUGACUGAAGGAAAUACGAUAUUUAUUUAGUCAAAAGAGAGGUCACGUGACCUCAGAACAGCCUUAGUUCGUCGGGGCAUGGACUCUACAAAGGUGUCAAAAGCGUUCCACGGGGAUGCUGGCCCAUGUUGACUCCAAUGCUUCCCACAGUUUGUGUCAAGUUGACUGCUGGAUGCCCUUUGGGUGGUGAACCAUUCUUGAUACACCCGGGAAACUGUUGAGUGUGAAAAACCCCAGAAGCAUUGCAGUUCUUGACACAAACUUAAAUCUUUUGUCUUGUCCAUUCACUCUCUGAAUGACACACAUACACAAUCCAUGUCUCAUUUGUCUCAAGGCUUAAAAAUCCUGCUUUAACCCGUCUCCUCCCCUUCAUCUACACUGAUUGAAGUGGAUUUAACAGGUGACAUCAAUAAGGGGAUCACAGAGUUCACCUGGAUUCACCUGGUCAGUUCUGUGUCAAUGGAAAGAGCAGGUGUUCUUAAUGUUUUGUCCACUCAGUGUAUAGGGAAUAGGGUGCCAUUUUGGGAUUCCCCCCCCCCCCCCCC
Molecule: messenger RNA, 5259 nt
Organism: Salvelinus fontinalis (brook trout)
Lineage: Eukaryota; Metazoa; Chordata; Actinopteri; Salmoniformes; Salmonidae
Product: ceramide glucosyltransferase-like
Exons: 9
Coding region: 187-1368 (393 amino acids)
Biological process (GO): glucosylceramide biosynthetic process
Cellular component (GO): membrane
Molecular function (GO): ceramide glucosyltransferase activity
Source: RefSeq, a predicted model, not a curated record